GUCGCCAUACUCGCCAUACGAAACGUUCAUGCUCGUUUUCACACUGCAUGUGACCGCCGGGGCAUGAACACGCGCGUCUCGUAAUCGGCCCGAAUCGUUUUUUUUUAUUUUAUUUUAAUUGCCCGCGACUAAGCGCGAUCGACAGCAGUUUCAUUAUUUUCGUACAGCCUGUUGUGCUAGGCGACCGCGCGAAAUAGUGCCGCGCCGCCAUAACGAAAACGGCAAAGAAUAUCGUCUGGCGUCGACGAACCAGUGCUCGUCGGCCUCGUCGCCGAAUACCGAUCUAACCGGAGCUCCAAGCCCCACGAUCCGUGCUAUUUUUAAUGUUUUGUACCAAUUGUGGAAGUGAGGAUGGACACUCGAAACGAGAUGAAUCUGCAGUUUUUAGAUUUACAUGAUUUAACUGACAAUGAUAAGCGUCAGAUAUUUACCAUUCUUAAAUCUGACGCCUUGAAAUUACCAUGGGACGCUAAAGAUAUAGAAGGUAACAACAAUAAUGUUAAUUCUGUCGCGACAGAAGUACCCGAACUUCAGCAACAGCAUUGGUACAAUGCCAUGCCAGCGCCCACUUAUCCGCAACAGAUGAUGACGCAAAUGUGUAAUGACUGGCAGGCACCAAUGUAUAAUGUUUCCGCAAACGGCCACAUGCCGUUUAUGUCUGGGAUGGCGUAUGCCCAUCCUGGAUACAAUCUCGGCGAGAUUCAAGACAUGAAUUACGGUAGAGAAAAUGGACGUCGCAACAGUCGAGGCAGAGGUAUAAGGAGAGAUAAUUAUAAUCGAACACUUAAUCCCGCCAACGAAGUGCAGUCGGGAUACAUGGGGGAUCAGGCGCAAUAUCACCCGCAGAUACCGAUCAUGUACAUUUAUCCUGAUCAUUCCGUCUCCACGCAACAAGUAGCUACCGGACAGAUCUAUUACACCCAGCCAAUGUACACAUCGAUCCCUCAUCCGCAUCCAAGUGCGCAAUCAGUCUCAUCCAAUACGCAUGCACAGCCGACUUAUCCCCAACCGAAUCAUCAAGCGCCGCAGAUGAACAGAUGCGUGCGACAAUCACAAUCUGUGCCAUCCCAACAAUCGAAUCAAGAACCUACAAAGCAACAACCGAUCGUUAAAUCACACGACAAAAAUAUACAAAGCACUUCUGAUAAAUCAGCACAUCAAGUAAACGAGACUAACUCCUUGCAAAGUAAUGUUGUUAGCACCGUUAUUGUAAAUACUCCUACAUCAGAACCCUCUGUGAAAAACGAAAACACUGCCAAUAAUAAAAAUGCAACUAGCAGUGAAAAGGUCGAUGCAAAGCUUCAACAGAAUAUUGUAUGGACUGUAAAUGAGAAUUGUAAUGGCACGGAAAAAGUUGAUGUGCCAUAUGUAAAUACUACCAAUGACGUCAAGGUGAACCAAAAUAAUGAGACGGACAAGAAGUUGAAAGAUGAAACUGUAUCCAGUAUCACAACGAAUGUUGUAAAAACUCCACCUAAAUCUAUCUCUGUCAAGACAGACAAAAAUGAAGCACAAGUUGAGGAAAAUAUUGCGUUAAAAGACGCCCAAGAUAAGACUAUUACUAAAACGCCAAACGGUCCCUCAGCCAUGCCAAAUGACUCUUUAACCACACCAAAUACUCCACCGUCAUCUAUAUCUGAAACGCCGUCUGUGACUGCAGUCGCCAGAUCCUAUGCUAGUCUUUUUAGGAAAGAUACCACGCCAGAGACACAUACGCCGUGCAAACCCAUAGCACAUAUAGAGGAACAAAAUGAAUCACCAAAAACGCCGGUCCAGAAGGAAUCAACUAGUCCUGUUCGCACGCCAGAGAAUCAAAACGAUUCAUCUGACGCACCACCUACAGAACCAACUCUGCAGAAUGGCAUAUUACAGAAUUGUUACGAUGAUCCUAAUACGUACAGGAUAGGUGAAUUUUUGUCAAGUUAUCAAAUGGAUAAGCAAACAGUAAGCUUAUUACCGAGGGGAUUGACAAAUCGCAGCAAUUAUUGUUAUAUCAAUAGUAUCCUACAAGCUUUAUUAGCUUGUCCACCAUUCUAUAAUCUUCUCACGGCUUUGCCACUUCCUAAAAACCGAGGCAGAAAUUCUGCUACGCCCUUGAUUGAUAACAUGGUCCAGUUUGUUCGUGAAUUUUCACCCUUGACGGAAGCUGCCCGUAUGCCCAGGAAAGAUAGAGUUAACAAACGAGGAGACGAUACUGUCAUGGACAUAUAUAGCGGCAUUGCAUUUGAGCCAGCAUAUGUAUAUACAAUGUUAAAGCAUACCUCGGCUGCUGGUGGCUUUUCUGUGGAAGGACGGCAGGAAGAUGCAGAGGAAUUCUUGUCAUGUCUUUUAAAUGGAAUUAAUGACGAAAUGUUGGAAUUGAUGAAAUUGGUCAGCAACGAUCAAAGUGCAGUCGGUAACACGAAAAAUAUCAGCAAUGACCAUGAUGAAGAAGAGUGGCAGGUAAUGGGACCAAAAAAUAAAGGCGCUGUCACACGGUGUACAGAAUUCGGAAAAACACCGAUAUCCGAUAUCUUCCGCGGACAGUUACGAUCUAGGGUGUCAAGAGCAGGAGAACAGCCAACGGAUAAUGUACAGCCGUUUUUCACACUGCAACUUGAUGUUCAAAAAGCUGAAUCUGUAAAACACGCUCUUGAGAUUCUCGUCGGUAAGGAUCAAGUAGAAGGAAUGACCUGCAGUAAGACGAGACAACAGAUAGAGGCUUGGAAACAAGUCACUUUAGAGGAACUGCCUGUCAUCCUCAUAUUACACCUAAAAUGGUUCGUGUACAAGUUUGAUAAAUAUUCCAAUGGCUGCUCCAAAAUAUUGAAGACCAUGGAAUUCCCCAUCGACUUGAAAAUUGAUGGCAAAUUUUUAUCACCGAACACCGCAAAGAAAUUAGGUCCCAAACAAAAACAGUACAAAUUAUUCGCGGUGACGUAUCACGACGGGAAGGAAGCCACCAAGGGACAUUACUUCACCGACGCCUUCCACGUGGGAUAUGGAUCCUGGGUCAGGUAUGACGACAGCACGGUGAAGAGUGUGCCAGAGAGUAACGUAUUGAGGCCCACGUCACCUAGGGUACCUUACUUACUCUAUUAUCGAAGGUGUGACACGAUUGGUAAUAACCAAUCAAAUAGUGCGAAAGCACAUUGAAAAAAAGUUGUAUAAAAAUUUAUAUAGAAAAAAGCUAUGUUCCAUUGAAAUGGAACGGAAAAAAAAAUUCUUUUUACAAUUUCAAAGUUCUUGUUGAUAUUUAUAACUAAAUAGAAAUCUAAAUAAAGAGAGAGAGCUUUUAUAUUAUCUACAAUAGCGUGGAAAGUAGACAUAUAUUAAGCCCACUGUACUUCCAUGAAAUAUUUCUAUUAAGAUUGUUAUUACACGUUGUAUACAUAGUUCUCCCCUCAAAAUCAUGAAGUAAAACGUAGGUAAUGUUAAGGCUCGUCAAGUGUUCCAAUCUGGGUUCACGUUUUCUAGUGAAUCUAAAAAGCGUUAUACAUAUUAAAGGCUUUAUACGUUGCAGUUUGUGAGAUAUUAGAGCGUCUUGUGUGUGUAUAUAAUUCUUCUUUCUGAGUAAGAUUAUUGUAAAUGUUACUGGUUUUCCAAUUUCUUUAACAAGACAAACAAAAGUGUGAAAAAGAUUUUGAAGUUUGUGACAAUGAGUGUAUAAAGUAUAGAAAUAGACAUUAUACGUAGGUUAUUUUUUUAUAUAAUCCUCCUGUACAGUGGAAAUCAAUUCCAACUUGCCAGUCGGUCUUCAAUGUUGUACUUUUUAUAUUUAAAAACAUGUAUGUUUAAUAUUUAUGAAUGUAUAUAUGUUUCAUAUAAAUAUAUAUAUACAUAUAUGCUUAUACAUAUGUUUAUAUAUAUAUAUAUAUACACACAUAUGUUUUCAAAUCAUGUAGGAACAGAUCAUACGCACGAAUUCUACCGGACAAAAUCUCCAUAGAUUUCUUUCUCAUGAAACAUUUAAAUUAUUUUAACAAUUGAGAAGAACUGGCAAG
Molecule: messenger RNA, 3983 nt
Organism: Temnothorax curvispinosus
Lineage: Eukaryota; Metazoa; Arthropoda; Insecta; Hymenoptera; Formicidae
Gene: Usp10
Product: ubiquitin carboxyl-terminal hydrolase 10
Exons: 9
Coding region: 352-3135 (927 amino acids)
Biological process (GO): regulation of autophagy; protein deubiquitination; DNA damage response, signal transduction by p53 class mediator
Cellular component (GO): cytosol; nucleus
Molecular function (GO): cysteine-type endopeptidase activity; cysteine-type deubiquitinase activity
Source: RefSeq, a predicted model, not a curated record